AUGUCUUACUCCAGCAAGACCCUCCUCAUCUCCGCCCUCCUGGCGGUCGCCGAGGCCCGCUUCGGCCAGGAACAGACCCCCGUCUCCGCCGUCUCCUCCCUCCAGAACGUCGGCAACCCGGGCGAGGCCGCCACCCUCGCCGGCGGCAUCCCCGGCGUGCUCCUCGCCGCCGCCAACCCCUGCGACAAGCUCACCCUCGCCGACAAGAUCGUCACGCAGCUCGGCGACAGCGCCGAGGUCCUCGACGCCGCCAAGGGCCUCGUCGCCGCCGAGCAGAACUUCAACCCCUUCGUCGUCAGCGUGCCCAACAUCUGCGGCGACGCCUCGCUGCCUGCGACCGAGGCCCUCCGCGGCAUCGUGCCCCUCGUCGACCCGGCCGUUACCGGCUCGGACACCGAGAACGCCAACUCGGCUACUUCCAAGACUACGCCGUUUGACGCUACGGGUCUGUCUGUUGCGGAUGUGAUGAAGGCGCAGGGCUUCUCGAACUUUACGACUGCGGGCGCUGCUGGUGGUAAUGCCGGUGCUGGUAACAACAACGCCAACAACGGCAAUGCCAACAACAACAACAACAACAACAACAACCAGAACAACAACAAUGCCAACACCGGAAACAACAACGCCAACACUGGCAACAACAACGCAAACACUGGCAACACCAACGACAACGUUGACUGCGGAAACACAGGCAACGCUAACACCGGAAACACCGCCAACACCGGCAACGCCAGCAACAACACCGCGAACGCCGGCAACAACAACGCCAACACCGGCAACACUGGUAACAACGGCAACGCCAACACCGGAGGAGCCGCCACCGGCGCCGCGGACUUUGGCAAGUGCACGCCCACCAUGGACUUCCAGCUCGGCCGCGCCGGCCGCAAGGCCACCGAGGGCACCUUCCUGCCCACCGACCCCCUCGUCGCCCAGGGCCAGCAGGACGCCCUCAACCCCAACAUCAUCACCAACCGAAUCUGCGACCAGCUCAUCAACGUCUGCGAGGCCAACGACGCGGCCCACCAGCAGUGCCUCGACGCCAAGGCGCAGAUCCUGGCUUCGGGCGACAAGAGCGAGGCUGUUGCGACUACCUUCAACGGCCUCCUCGGCUUCUAA
Molecule: messenger RNA, 1113 nt
Organism: Colletotrichum chrysophilum
Lineage: Eukaryota; Fungi; Ascomycota; Sordariomycetes; Glomerellales; Glomerellaceae
Exons: 1
Coding region: 1-1113 (370 amino acids)
Source: RefSeq, a predicted model, not a curated record